AAGAGAUGGAAACCUCUGUUUAUGGAGUUCUGUUCUUGUUUUUUCUACAAUCAUACCUUCAUGUCUCCGGCGCCGCCGGCGCCGGUAGUACCAGUCUAUCCUAUGACUUCUACAAAGAAACAUGUCCAAAUUUAGAAAAUCAUAUAAUGAAUGGUCUUACUCAAUUCAUUACUUCUGAUAUCAUCACUACUCCCUCUGCUCUCCUCCGCCUCUUCUUUCAUGACUGUCAAGUUCAGGGUUGUGAUGCAUCAAUUCUAGUGGAUUCAGGUGGGGAAGAAUCAGAGAUAAGAUCAGAUAAAAAUUUUGCUAUAAGAAAGAGAGAGGUAAUUGGUAUGUUGAAAAAGAUUAUGGAAAAAGAAUGUCCACGACAGGUUUCCUGCGCCGACAUUCUUGUUUUGUCGGCUAGAGAUGCUGUAUGGCUGGCGGGAGGACCGUUUAUAAGUGUACCGUUGGGAAGGAGAGAUUCAACUUCACCUCCUUCUAAACAUCUUGCUGAUGUAGAACUUCCUUCUGCUGAUAUUGGAGUUAAUCAAAUGCUUCCACUUUUCAUUAACAAAGGCUUAUCCGUUGCUGAAUCCGUUGCCAUCAUGGGUGGUCAUUCAUUGGGAGUGAGUCAUUGUAAAAACAUAUUGAGCCGACUAACAAAUCCAAGUAGAGGUGUGGUCUCAUCAGGGUUCCAAGCAUUUUUAGCUCUGAGUUGUUCUGGUGCAUUGAAUCCAAAUACUACCUUUAUUAUCAACGACCAAUCACCUAUAAGGUUCGACCAGGGAUACUACAAAGAUAUCAAAUCUGGCCGAGGUGUUUUAAGAGUCGACACUGAGUUGCCAUCCGACCCGCGAACUGCCCCCUUUGUAGACAAAUUUGCAGCCGAUAAAAAUGAAUUCAAUCGGGUUUUCUCAUCUGCCUUUGUUAAGGUUUCUACUUGGGGUGUUUUGACGGGGCAACAAGGGAGUAUUAGAGAGUAUUGUCACGUUAAUAAUUAAUUAAUUGUUCAUUUUUAUUACUAAAGUUUAAAUACUUGUAA
Impatiens glandulifera is the source of this 1024-nucleotide messenger RNA. RefSeq names its product peroxidase 29. NCBI's taxonomy places the organism in Eukaryota, Viridiplantae, Streptophyta, Magnoliopsida, Ericales, Balsaminaceae. The transcript has 3 exons. Gene Ontology annotation, molecular function: peroxidase activity; heme binding. The coding region runs from base 6 to 983 and encodes 325 amino acids. Gene Ontology annotation, biological process: hydrogen peroxide catabolic process; response to oxidative stress. The record is from RefSeq and is a predicted model, not a curated record.